AUGCUCCCCCCUACCGGCACUGCUCCGACCUAUCCCAUCAAAAACCCGAAUAUAUACGUACUCGACGUAGGCGCUGCCAACACCUACUGGGGAUUCGCCGGCGAGGAUCUUCCGAACCAGAAGUGGAGGUCAUGUUGGUGCUAUGAUAUGGCGCGGAAACGUUGGGACGAGAGUGCUAGCGAGUUUUGGUCUUCCAGAAACGCGUGUGUGCCACACGCGUUGGUGAGUAACGUGACGAGCAGUGCGUUAUCGGAGUUUGACGGUUUGAAACCAUUGACUCAGAACGGUGUCUGUCAAACGUCUUUACGGGAGUGCUUGCGGGCUGUGGACAACUUUUAUCUGAUUAAGCCGCCGCCCAUUCGAGAAGCACGGAAGGUGCAGUCCUCGUCGGGUCAGGAUUCAGCCAGGACGUCGGCGAUGGCGGUGGAACCCGAGGUGGCGGGAGCCGCCGCCGCCGCCGCCGACACGGCGAUGAUUGAAGAGUCAGAAGUGCUACCCAAUGCGGGUAGUAGUGAGAGUGAGGACUGGCAGCUGGCAAGCGAGGCGGCAUCGGCGGAGUACAAAAGGCAGCACCUGAGUCUGGAUGGAGGUCAGUUGUUUGUGACGGAGCCCUCGGACAAGCGAUCGGUGUUCAGCUCCGUCGUGGCGGAGCUGGCUUUCGAAGAAUUUGGGGUUGCAAGUUACUUUAGUAUGCGAAAAGCACCACUUGCAGCCUUUGCCCUGGGCAGACCCACCGCACUAGUCGUAGAAGGCGGGCCCAGCGAAUUGCGACUUACGCCGGUCUUUGAAGGCUACGCGCUGCAACAGAACUCGCACAAGUACGCUGUGAGUGCGGAUCUUCUGCAACUGGCCCUCGCCGAGAUCGUCGGACUUUGGUCGGAUGGACACUAUCUCUCCACCUUUAACCCCUGGAAGACCCCAAUCCCAAUGGGCUCCACCCCAAUAGGGUCUGCCCCAGUGGUGGGGUUGGAGUCUACAAUAAAUACGCGAUACCUAAACAUGGCCAGGCGGAGUGUGGUAGAGGACAUGGCGCUACAUGUGAUGGCAGUCCAGGACCCGAGUAGCGUGUUGGUUCAGAGUCGCGAAGAAGACGAGGAGGAAGAAGACCAUGCGUACGAGUUGCCUGAUGGUAAGACGUUAUAUAUAGCGAAGGAACGGGUUGAAAAUCUAACGGAGUUUAUAUUCCGACCUGAGGACUCGCAGCUACAUAAAAUGCUAUCGGGUCUGGUGGAUGCCAAGCUUCAAGGUCAGUUGACCAAGUGGACUGGUCUACCACAAGCGGUCGUGAAUUGCGCGUUUGGUUGUGAUGUGGAGGUCGUACCCCCGCUGCUCCAUAAUGUAGUCCUUAGCGGGGGGUUCUGUGCAAUGCCAGGCUUAGUAGAUAGGCUAGGUAGGGACCUGGCAAGUCUCAAGUCAUGCCAAGUUGCUGGAGCAAUAAAAGAUCUUUCCAAUCUCAAACUGAAAGUCGCCUCAUUAGCACCCUUUGAAAUGCCCAUGACAACCUGGAUCGGUGCUAGCAUGGUCGGCCAUCUUAGCUCCUUCGAUGCCUACUGGAUCUCCAAAACAGACUUUGAGGAAUGCGGCAUUUCAGUACUCGCGAAAAGACUUAUAUUCUGA
Gregarina niphandrodes is the source of this 1617-nucleotide messenger RNA. RefSeq names its product actin. Gene Ontology annotation, cellular component: SWI/SNF complex; NuA4 histone acetyltransferase complex. The coding region runs from base 1 to 1617 and encodes 538 amino acids. The record is from RefSeq and is a predicted model, not a curated record. NCBI's taxonomy places the organism in Eukaryota, Apicomplexa, Conoidasida, Eugregarinorida, Gregarinidae. Gene Ontology annotation, biological process: regulation of transcription by RNA polymerase II. Gene Ontology annotation, molecular function: chromatin binding. The transcript has 2 exons.